AUGAAAGAAGCCUCACACUAUAUUGGCGAAGAGCUUAUUUUGCCAGCUGCAAUUAAAAUUUCCAUACUUAAUGAUACGGUUGCCCGUCAAAUUGGUGAUAAAGCUGAAGAUAUACAGCAUCAGCAACUCGGGAAGUUGCGAAACAAGUUGUUUUCCAUUCUUGAUGAGGCAACGGAUAGCAAUAAAGAUGCUCAUCUUAUUGCCUACGUUCAAUUUUGUGCUUGCAUGUCCGUAGUAGAAGAAGUACUUUUCUGCAAAUCUAUAGAACUCAACGCAACAGCUCUCGCAUUAUUUGCUAUCUUAAAUAAUUAUAUAAUCGAGGCAAACAUAGAGUGA
Molecule: messenger RNA, 336 nt
Organism: Acanthoscelides obtectus
Lineage: Eukaryota; Metazoa; Arthropoda; Insecta; Coleoptera; Chrysomelidae
Source: the annotation of a GenBank genome assembly